UCCAGCAUGAUGCUCUCAAGUACUGCAGCUGCUGUCUUUCUGUUGCUGGGCUUAUCAAGGUGUUUUACUCUGCCUAUAUCAGAUGAAGACGAUAGUGAUGAAUUCAGCAGGAAAGAUUUUGAGUCUGUAGAGCACUAUCUAAAGACUUAUUACAAUCUCCGAUCUGGUCCUGCUGGUAUGUUGAGGAAGUCAGCAGAUGCAGUAGCAUCCAAACUGCGAGAAAUGCAGGCAUUUUUCGGACUGGAAGUAACAGGCAAGCUAGAUGAAGACACAUACGAGCUCAUGCAACAGCCGCGAUGUGGUGUUCCUGAUGUGGGGGAAUACAAUUUUUUCCCUCGGAAGCUGAAGUGGAACAAAAAUGAAUUAACAUACAGGAUUGUGAAUUAUACCCCAGAUCUGACAAAGGCUGAAGUGGACAGAGCAUUCAAGAAGGCUUUUAAGGUCUGGUCUGAUGUGACACCACUCAACUUUACUAGAAUUCGCAGUGGCACUGCUGACAUCAUGAUCUCCUUUGGAAGAAGAGAGCAUGGUGACUUCUAUCCCUUUGAUGGGCCUUCUGGACUACUGGCUCAUGCUUUCCCUCCUGGACCAGAUUCUGGAGGGGAUGCUCAUUUUGAUGAGGAUGAACUCUGGUCAACAGAUUCCAAAGGAUACAACUUGUUUCUUGUUGCUGCCCAUGAGUUUGGUCAUUCCCUGGGACUUGAGCAUUCCAGAGACCCAGGAGCUCUGAUGUAUCCAAUUUACACAUACACAGGCAAAAGUGGCUUCUUGCUGCCAGAUGAUGAUGUACAAGGAAUCCAGAUACUCUAUGGUGCAGGAGACCAUGAUCCCAAUCCCGACCACCCCAAAACUCCCGAGAAAUGCGCGGCAAACUUGACACUUGAUGCCAUUACAGAACUUCGAGGAGAAAUGAUGAUCUUCAAAGACAGAUUCUUCUGGCGUCUGCACCCUCAAAUGGUUGAAGCAGAUUUGGUCCAAAUUAAGUCAUUUUGGCCAGAAAUUCCAGGCAAGAUCGAUGCAGCAUAUGAACAUCCUGCCAAUGACCAUGUGUUGCUCUUUAGGGGCAGGAAAUUUUGGGCUUUGAAUGGCUAUGACAUCGUUGAGGGCUACCCCAAGAAAAUUUAUGAAUUGGGCUUGCCAAGAUCCGCAAAGUCAAUAGAUGCAGCUGUCCACAUCACCAACACUGGCAAAACUCUCUUCUUCAUAGGAGAAAAAUACUGGAGUUAUGAUGAAAAUAACCAAUUGAUGGAAAAAGGCUUCCCUAGGCUUAUAGAGGAUGAUUUCCCAGGGAUUGGUCACCGAGUGGAUGCAGCCUAUCAGAAAAAUGGCUAUAUCUACUUUUUCAAUGGACCACUGCAAUUUGAAUUCAGCAUCUGGGGUGAAAGAAUUAUUCGGGUCUUGAACACCAACUCUAUUUUCUGGUGUUGAUUGCAUCAGAACAGGUUCUGAGCUGUGGAACACUUUGUGACCCAUGAAAAAUAAUACAGUAGGCUAUGGUGUAUUUUUAAUCUAGAAGCUUGAUUCUGUGAACAAGCUCUGGUCAUUCUGCCAUUGAAUUUAUACUGUAUAUAUGGGACUUUAUGGCACUACAUAUAUCAGUCUGGAACUGAGUUAAAUUAAAAAGAGUAGCAUUCAUUUAUAAAUAUCUGAGGGCGUUACAGUAUUUAAAAGUCAAAUGAGCAAAUGAACAAUCUUCCUGUCAAAUACUGAUUGAAUCAGUUCUGCAGUAUUCAAGAGCUGCAGGUGAAUUAGGACCUUGCAGAAGGAUUUUAGCACCUUUCAGGAUAAGACCCCGCCCUCCCAAGCCUAAGGAUAAAGCUAGGUUUUGCAUCUGCUGACCCAGAGAUGGUACCACUUGUGUUAAGGAUCCAGAGCAGUGAGACAUUGAGGUUGUUCACAUGACCAGGCAAACAGGGCAGGCUAGUGAAGUGUACCUUCCCUCCAGACGAGCAAUGGCUUACUUCUGGAAGUGCGGACCAUGCUCUCAGAUGAGCAGCGCUACCGGCAGCAAUGAGGAUGAAUCUCUGUGCUGCUUCCGGUAGUGCAGGUAAACAGAGGCCAGGACUGUGCAACAAGCAUGAUGCUUCAGAGGAUUCCCCCAAGAGACAGGCAUUCUAGGCAUCAAUAUGCUUAACAUAUUGAAGCAGCCCAGCUCACACAUGAGCAAGUAGCCCGGGUUUAAGGAGCGCUAGCAGCCAGGUAAAGAAGCUGGGCUAAGGGACGCUGGCCUGACAAGAUUGGGCCCAAUCCCGGCAGUUCUCACGUGCAGCCUAACCCAGGCUGGGCAUCCCACUAGGUAAGAACUCAUUAGGAACUCAGACUCACUAGGUAGGAAUGAUGUUUCCUGUCCCUGUUCUGCACUGGUACCCUUUGCCAUCCUUCUUCCCAGUCUUCAGUAAGAAGAUGGACUGCAUCAAAUAGAUACAGGAAGGUGAAUGGUCCAGAGAGCCACAAGUUUUGUGUCCUGGUGACCAAAUGUGUGGUCACCAGGACCCACAAGGCUGAGAUCUUGUCUCUGGUGUCUCACCAUGCUUCAGAACCAGAACAUGAGUCCAGGAACAAUUCAUCUCUUCAGGUUUGGAGCAGGAGAGGCAUGAUCUGCAGUGCUUCCAAAGAAUUCCAAGAACCCCAGAAGCACACUAUGAAAAAAAAGCCUCAGCCCUAGAGCUGGAGAGGGGGAAAUUGAUUAUUCCUGCAGUCCACUUGCUUUUCAGGCUGCUCUGAGCACCUCUGAAAUGCCCCAUAUUUGUGGAGAUGAUUCUGCCCCACUAUCUAAUUCCAAGACUGGGAGGAAGGUUGGAGUUAAUCAUGCUCACUAGAGAGUGUUUCGGAAUGCUCAGCAUGGCAAGUGGAAUUGUGGACCCCUGGAAUGGACAUUAUCAUUUUAUAGGCACUCCGCUCUCAUUUUCAUGAAUGCUUCUCCAAUGUUUUGUUUUGUUUUUUAAACCCAUUUGGUAUUUAUUCUUGUAUUGUCUGUAAAUUCCCAGCACAAAGACAGCAUAUGAUGCAAUGAUGAUAUUUUGACUUUACGUUGUGUUUUUAAAUAUGCUAAAUAAACUAUAUAGA
Messenger RNA from Hemicordylus capensis (graceful crag lizard), 3066 nucleotides. Its product is annotated as collagenase 3-like. The transcript is spliced from 10 exons. The record is from RefSeq and is a predicted model, not a curated record. NCBI's taxonomy places the organism in Eukaryota, Metazoa, Chordata, Lepidosauria, Squamata, Cordylidae. Gene Ontology annotation, biological process: proteolysis; extracellular matrix organization; collagen catabolic process. Gene Ontology annotation, cellular component: extracellular matrix. Gene Ontology annotation, molecular function: zinc ion binding; metalloendopeptidase activity. The coding region runs from base 7 to 1428 and encodes 473 amino acids.